Molecule: messenger RNA, 1883 nt
Organism: Triplophysa dalaica
Lineage: Eukaryota; Metazoa; Chordata; Actinopteri; Cypriniformes; Nemacheilidae
Gene: rbm45
Product: RNA binding motif protein 45
Exons: 10
Coding region: 167-1567 (466 amino acids)
Molecular function (GO): RNA binding
Source: RefSeq, a predicted model, not a curated record
UGUCAACCGAGUCAAUAACGUCGUCGUCUAAAAGCUUACACUAGAGAUUAAAUAAUCUACUUGUUACUUGAAUUUUAAAAUCACUUUACCGAUUUAUUAAACCUUUUCUCGUUGAAUGUAGUUAAGUACAGCAGUCAUUGUCAUUUCAUUCCGUACAGUUACAAACAUGGAAGAAAGUCACAGACAAUCUUCAUAUCUGGACGAGCCUCCGAACAGUCGUCUGUUUCUCGUCACUAGUAAAACGGUCACUGAAGAUGUCAUCCGAGAGCAUUUCACACGCUUCGGGGAGAUCCAGGACAUCUGGGUGGUGAAAGACAAACAGACGAAGGAGUCGAAAGGAGUUUCGUUUGUGAAAUACGCAAAGUCUUCUCAAGCUUGCACCGCUAUGGAGGAGAUGCACGGAAAAAGCCUGACCGAAGGAACUAAACCCAUAAAGGUGUUCAUCGCUCAGUCCAGAUCUUCUGGAAAUCACCGGGAUGUGGAGGACGAGGAGCUCACCAGAAUAUUUGUCAUGAUCCCAAAAACCUUCACAGAGGAGGACUUGAAAGAAACCUUUAGGGAGUAUGGCGAUAUAGAGUAUGCCAUUGUUAUAAGAAAUAAGACCACGGGGGAAAGUAAAGGUCUGGGAUAUGUCAGAUACCACAGGCCUUCAUAUGCCGCUCGAGCCAUAGAGAACUGUGAUAAGACCUUUAGGGCCAUUUUAGCUGAGCCGAGAACCAAAAACACGCCGGCAGACAACGAGUAUGCCACAAGCUCCCGACCGGAGCACUCAGGAAGUGAUCCAGGCCCCAGCACAUCCACAUUUGCUCACGACUCUGCUAGCUAUGGCGCAGGAGAUGCGUGGAGCUCUGACAUAAUCACCCGCUGCCUGAGGGUCACGUCACGAGCAGCGGUCACACAGGAACAGAUCUAUGGGCUGUUCGAUCUCAUCCCAGGCAUGGAUUUGUGUGAGAUGCAGAGAGAUCAAUACGGCUUCAACAAAGGGCUGGCUAUAGUACGCUAUAAUAAUCUGGGCUCUGCGGUUUAUGCCAAAGAGAAGCUGAGUGGUUUCGAGUAUCCUCCCGGAAACCAUCUCUCAGUAACUUAUAUAGAUGAUGGAGAGGACAAGACCAGUCUUGUAGGGAGGAUGGCCAUGCAGCUUGUAGCCGCUCAGAUGAUGUCUGUGGUGUGGAACGGACCCUCCAGUACACAGCUCAUGAAGACCAGCAUGGGCUUUGCAUCGGCUUCUGCACUCCCAAAGAGCCACGUGCAGACGGAUGUAGCUCUGCCUCCCCUGAGGAAACUGGCCCCGUAUGAAAGUGUGGCAAAAGAGAGACUCUUUGUCAUAUUCAACCCCUCACCCCUGCCUGUGGAUGUGCUGGAGGAUGUGUUCUGUCGUUUUGGUUCCCUAAUGGAUGUUUACCUGGUUCCCGGCCGGAAUGUGGGCUAUAUAAAGUACGCUGACAGGAGGCACGCCAUGGAAGCCAUAGCAGCGCUGCACGGUAAAGUGGUGAACGGGGUCAAGAUGAAGGUCUUGCUGGCAGACCCGCCAAAAGAGGAGUCACACAAACGACAGAGAACCUACUGACCUUUGACCUUACCACAAUCACAGAGUUUAAGUGACAUGACGCUUGACCCCGACAUGACAGGACGGAUAUGACACGACCUCAUAGCGACGGACACUGACUGCCGUACUGCUUUUUACGUUUGCUUUAAUUGCAGAGAAAGUGUCUUUUUGUUUUUUGCACUUUUUAGCUUUUCCUCUUUUAUCCUCUCGUGUUUACUGUUAGCUAAUAGAGACACUUCACUAAAGGUGAAAGAAAGAACCACACACAAGUGUCAGCUCAUGCCAAUCAUUGCGUUUGAUGUGUACAUACCACCAAAAUAAAGGAGACUGAAUUUAU